CGGGGGCCGGGUCGGGGCGGUCCCCGGGGCCCCGUUAAAGCGGCGGCGGUCACAGGCGCCGGCCCGAGGCGGCGGCAAUGGGCAGCGAAGGGGAGCGCGGCCCGGGGCAGGGAGACCCCCGGGCGCUGCGGAGGGACUGCCUGCACCGGAUCUUUGUGAACCGGAGCCUGGCGCUGGAGAAGAUCAAAUGCUUCGGCUUCGAUAUGGAUUACACCUUGGCCAUGUACAAGUCCCCCGACUACGAGGAGCUGGCCUUUGCGCUGCUGCUGCAGCACCUGGUGUCCAUCGGGUACCCCCCCGAGAUCCUCGCCUACAAAUACGACCCCACCUUCCCCACACGGGGGCUGGUGUUCGAUGCCCUCUAUGGGAACCUGCUCAAAGUGGAUUCCCACGGGAACCUGCUGGUCUGUGCCCAUGGCUUCCGCUUCCUCAAGGGGGCUGAAAUCCUGCACUAUUACCCCAACAAGUUCAUCCAGAGGGAUGACAUGAAGCGCUUCCACAUCCUCAACACCCUCUUCAACCUCACAGAGGCCCAUCUCUACGCCUGCCUCGUGGACUUCUUCACCAACUGCUCCAGAUACACCAACUGCGACACCGGCUACAAGCACGGGAACCUCUUCAUGUCCUUCCGCAGCAUGUUCCAGGAUGUGCGGGAGGCCAUGGACCACGUCCACCUCUCAGGCUGCCUGAAGGAGAAGACUCUGGAGAACCUGGAGAAAUACGUGGUGAAGGAUCCCCGUGUGCCGCUGCUGCUGAGCCGCAUGAAGGAGGUGGGGAAGGUUUUCCUGGCCACCAACAGCGACUACAACUACACCGAUGCCAUCAUGUCCUACCUGUUUGACUUCGGGGAUGGGGACAAGGCUGGGACCGCACAGCGCCCCUGGAGAUCCUACUUUGAUCUGAUCGUGGUGGACACCCGCAAACCGCUCUUCUUUGCCGAGGGCACCGUCCUGCGCCAAGUGAACACGGACACGGGGAAGCUGCGCAUCGGGACCUACACGGGCCCCCUCCAGCACUGCACCGUCUACUCUGGCGGCUCCUCGGAUGUGGUUUGUGACCUGCUGGGCGUGAAGGGCAAGGAAAUUCUCUACAUGGGCGACCACAUCUUCGGGGACAUCCUCAAGUCCAAGAAGCGGCAGGGCUGGCGAACCUUCCUGGUGGUGCCCGAGCUGGCGCGCGAGCUGCAGGUCUGGACGGAGAAGAGCGAGCUGUUUGAGGAGCUGCGGAGCCUGGAUCUGUUCCUGGCGGAGCUGUACCAGCACUUGGACAGCGGCAGCAGCGAGCGCCCGGACAUCAGCUCCAUCAAGCGUCGGAUCCAGAAAGUCACGCACGAGAUGGACAUGUGCUACGGGAAGAUGGGCAGCCUCUUCCGCUGCGGCUCGCGCCAGACGCUCUUCGCCAGCCAGCUGAUGCGCUACGCAGACCUCUACGCCGCCUCCUUCAUCAACUUCCUCUAUUACCCCUUCAGUUACCUCUUCCGGGCCCCCCCGGUCCUGAUGGCUCACGAGUCCACGGUGGAGCACGGCCGUGGGGACGGGGGGGAGGCUGGCACUGCCCUGGCACCGUGGCUGGCCCGGCACGGCCACCCCAGCCCGCAGCUUCGUGCUGCACUGGGGCCACACGUUUGGUCUGCCCAAGGUGGAGCAAAGCCCAGGACACUCAAUACUGCACUUUCUGGAAACCUCUCCAGCGAUGUUUUCCAGUUGAACACAGCAAAUGGUGCUGGGAGAGCACCGAAGCAGCUGGAAGCAGGGAUACUCCCCUCCAUAUGCUGCAGUAGUUCUGCUGCCCUGCAUGGUGGCUCCUUGGAGGGGCUUGGGGCAGGAGCAACUCCACCCUGGUGCUGGGGCUUCCAGCUCUUGCAGCCAGUUUGCCCUUUCUUUCCACAUUCCAUAGCCUGCUCUGACAGGUCUGCAAGCACAGACUGCUCCCAGACGAGCUGCAGGCUUACUCACGUAGUCUCUGCUGAGACAGGUUGACCUUGGGAGAAGGAAAGCUGCAUCAACAUGUUAGAUAAGCUACAAGAACAGGCUCCUUAUUUGUUGGGGGAGGUUUUGCUGAUUCUGUUCCUGCCGUAUGAAUUGAGGUUCUGGACCUGGUUAUAGCUGAUGCUACUGAGAAGGAAAAAUCUCACUUCUGAUAUGGAUGUAAAGGACCUGAGGGUCUGAUCCUGGGUCCCCUGGGGAAAGGGAAUGAAACAUUUUGAUGCUGGGUCAUGUGCAAGGUCCGAGCAGCCCCACAGAACCCCAGGAUGUCCCCUGCAGCAUCCCUCUUUCUGGGAAAACAGCUCAAAGCAGGCUCCCCAAACAGGGCUAGCACAGUGCUGGCUGCUGGGCACAGCUUGAGGGUCCCCCCGGCUGCUGUCCCAGGCAGCACUCACUGGUGUUGGGGCAGCUCCGUGUGGAUGCAGGCAGAGGGUUCGUGUCCCCACCGGUGCAGGAGGCUUUGUCUUGCUGAAAGGUUAAGGAGUGGAAUGAAGGAGCCCGUGGCCCCGUGGCUUGAUGCAAUGCCCCACUGCCUGUUUUCACAGGGGGUGAGUUGGCACUAAAGCUCUGGCUGUUCUCUCACAGCCCUUCUCCUUCUG
This is a messenger RNA of Neopsephotus bourkii (Bourke's parrot), 2584 nucleotides long. Its product is annotated as peptidyl-prolyl cis-trans isomerase A-like. Lineage: Eukaryota; Metazoa; Chordata; Aves; Psittaciformes; Psittacidae. The transcript is spliced from 18 exons. Bases 78 to 1979 code for a protein of 633 amino acids. The record is from RefSeq and is a predicted model, not a curated record. Gene Ontology annotation, molecular function: peptidyl-prolyl cis-trans isomerase activity; 5'-nucleotidase activity. Gene Ontology annotation, biological process: protein peptidyl-prolyl isomerization; protein folding.